Messenger RNA from Amoebophrya sp. A25, 1314 nucleotides. Lineage: Eukaryota; Dinophyceae; Syndiniales; Amoebophryaceae. The record is from the annotation of a GenBank genome assembly.
GAACUGUCUAAUAAAUAAAGUAAGUACACGCAACUACUCGUACACUGGUCGUAGAAGAGUGCUCUUGUAAAAAGUAUUGAUUGUUCGAAGAUUCCACCUAGCAAUCUUCUAUGAAACAAAAAUGCCCGUUCUUCGUCAGCUCUCUCCUCCUAGGAGGCUAAGUGGGGAUGGAAAUCCCUUCCUCAACAACAGCAAGGACAUGGUAGGCAUGGGCAAGAAGAUAGAGGAGCAGAAGUUCUCGCAGACUGGCACUGUGGAGGAUAACGAGCUCGAACAAAAAAAUAUGGUGAAAAAAGCACACUCACUCUCAAGCUCUUCAACAGCAUAACUUAGUAGCCCUCUUCUGCCGAUUUUCUAUCUACUUGAACAGUUUUGUUUUUCUGCGGACCACGAUGGAUUGCUAUUCUGAAUGUGAGACUGUUGAGUGUAUUUUUGCUUCAUUAUGGAGCAGGUGGAAAUAAAAACUGUAAGUGGUCGUGGUGGUGCGACGUUCGCGUCGUCCGAGGAGACAGAUUCGAGGAGUCGUGUCUUUUUGGAAGCAAAAAAGGUCGGUCGCCGUGUUGGAAUCACGCCAGUGCACGACUUUAAUAACAUCACUCGCUACGAAUUGGAAUCGCCAAUAAAUUAUGCUUAAGGACGUUAUAGACUCUAUAGAUGUAUUGCGCAUAUGGUCGUGAUACUAUAGAGCAGUUUUUUCCUUGCGUGAUCUUCUAUUUCGGAGCAUGUGCAUGCAUGACCAAACAUCUUACUACUUGAAUAGUCAAGUAGAAAAUUAAACUUAAGCUUAUCAACUCGAUGUUGUUGAUGAAGUUGAUGCUCGUAAGAAGAAGACGAAGAAGAAGAAGAAGAGCAGUUAUAGGACUCCGACACUUAGCAGAUCCAGACUUAGUUCGAUGGAAAGACGAAGUGAAAACUGUCUCUCUCUCAAUAUCGACGCCUCAUCAGUGAACGAAGUGCAAGGAGUAGAAUUUUCCUCAGCUGGGACGAUUUUUGUGCCAGAUGCAUCCUCAUCCGAGCGGCCACGUCCGUCGUGGGAAGAUGGUAGAAGAGGAGACACGGCUAAGGCAAUUACCAAGUAGAGAGCAUGGGCGUCCCCCCUAGAGUAUGACCCUUGAAAAAAUGUCCUCUUUUUCAGGUAGGAAAAGAAAUGUCCAAGGAUAUCAUGACUCUAGACUGAAGGAAGAUGCGAGCGCGGUAGUUCUUCUAAAGACAACAUUCUUGAGGGCGCGCGGUUGUUCCAUGAAGGAGCGGAUCAUGACCAGACUACAACUAGAUCCACACCGUUCAGGAGUAGGAGUCCGAAGAAAAGCGGAU